Scutellospora calospora is the source of this 348-nucleotide messenger RNA. The record is from the annotation of a GenBank genome assembly. Lineage: Eukaryota; Fungi; Glomeromycota; Glomeromycetes; Diversisporales; Gigasporaceae.
AUGUAUUUGUUUAAUGGAAUACAAAAACCUGAUGUUAUUAUAACUGACAGAGAACUUGCUCUUAUGAAUGCUCUUAGUAUAAUCUUCUCUGAUUUAAAAAAUUUGCUUUGUGUAUGGCAUAUUAGCAAAAACAUCUUAAAAAAUUGUAAAGUUUCAACCUAUGCUUUAAAAAAAAUCAAUGAGCAAUAUCAAAGAGUAAAACUUGUUACUCUACAAGAACCUCUACUACUAUGUAGUAGAUCUUUUUCAAAAACAAUGGAGCUACCUUCUUCUGAAAUUAAGGAAGAUGUUUCUUAUUCUGAAGACCCAUUUCUCUUACAAAAUUUACAGCAAAGGUAUCAAGAAUAG